AUGGACCGGACAGGGCGAUGGGGAGUAGGGGCCCUCUCUGUUUACAUAGGCAUCUUAUACCCUUUUGUGUGUGUGUUUGGGCGGAAUUUACUAGAUAUCACCACGGAGAGCUGCCAUUCGCACGAGCUACUAUUCUGCUUGCCACUGGCCAAGGAUGGGAUGGCCAAAGGACUCACCGUGGAGGACGGGCGUGGGACAUCAAGGGCGAGACGAGACGACUGGGCGCAGGACUUGAUAUUGAACAUAGAAGCCAAAUCCGUAAUUACUAAUUCCGAUUCAUGA
Purpureocillium lilacinum is the source of this 282-nucleotide messenger RNA. Lineage: Eukaryota; Fungi; Ascomycota; Sordariomycetes; Hypocreales; Ophiocordycipitaceae. The record is from RefSeq and is a predicted model, not a curated record.